UUAAAUCCAAGUUGACAAAGUUGAGGUAUGCUCAUCAAUAAGAUUGAGGGGCAACCAUGGCUACCCUGAGGCUUUUCCAAGUGUUCCUUCAACAGUUGUUUAUGGUGGUUGUCCUCUCAGAGCUUGCAGUAGAUGGACAGAGCCUGCAAGUAGGUUUCUACAGGAAGACAUGCCCUCCAGCGGAGGCUAUUAUCAGAAAUACGACCACUCCUUACAUCUUAGAAGACCCUUCUCUUGCAGCUCCUCUACUAAGGGUGCAGUUUCAUGACUGCUUUGUUAGGGGAUGUGAUGGUUCAGUGCUGUUGGAUUCUACUGAAAACAAUGAAACAGAGAAAGCCUCGGGUCCCAACCAAAGCCUGAGAGGGUUCCAUGUCAUUGACGCUGUGAAAGCUGCAGUGGAAGAGGCAUGUCCUGGAGUCGUCUCUUGUGCAGAUAUCCUGGCCUUGGUAGUUAGAGAUGCUGUUUUCAUGUUGAAGGGUCCGUUUUGGGAAGUUCCCACAGGAAGAAGAGAUGGAAGAGUGUCCAUAGACUCAGAGAUCACAGAAAAUCUACCACCUCCAUCUUCAAACAUCACAAGACUAAAGACAUCAUUUAAGAGUAAAGGUCUAAGCACAAAAGACCUCGUUGUCCUUUCAGGUGCGCACACAAUUGGGCGUUCUCACUGCUCUAUUUUUAGUGAUCGCUUGUACAAUUUCAGUGGUAGGGGUGAUACAGACCCUUCACUGGAUCCUAAAUAUGCGAUUAAGUUGAAGAAGAAAUGUAAGCGAGGAGAUGUGACUACAGUGGUAGAAUUGGAUCCGGGAAGUUUCAAAACUUUCAACAAAGAUUAUUACAAGGUUGUAGCAGAAGGAAGGGGAAUCUUCCAAUCUGAUGCUGCUCUUCUUGAUGAUAAUGAGACCAGAGAUUAUGUUAUCAGCCAGGCUGCUUCUGCUGUGUCGUCUACUUUCUUGAAAGAUUUUGCUGAAGCUAUGAUCAACUUGGGUAACAUUGGAGUUAUUACAGGAACAGAAGGUGAAAUCAGGAAACGUUGUGCUUUUGUUAACUUCUAGUUCAGUGAGAUUGAGAGAGGUUGUUAAUGACCAAGUAAGGUAUGAAAAUGUAACAAAGAAUAGAAUCAUUAUAUAUCCAACUCUUUGACUCCAUUUGUCUGCAGCC
Molecule: messenger RNA, 1155 nt
Organism: Nelumbo nucifera (sacred lotus)
Lineage: Eukaryota; Viridiplantae; Streptophyta; Magnoliopsida; Proteales; Nelumbonaceae
Product: peroxidase 27-like
Biological process (GO): hydrogen peroxide catabolic process; response to oxidative stress
Molecular function (GO): heme binding; peroxidase activity
Source: RefSeq, a predicted model, not a curated record